Messenger RNA from Erigeron canadensis, 3228 nucleotides. Its product is annotated as putative disease resistance RPP13-like protein 1. The annotation marks the transcript as partial. Gene Ontology annotation, molecular function: ADP binding. NCBI's taxonomy places the organism in Eukaryota, Viridiplantae, Streptophyta, Magnoliopsida, Asterales, Asteraceae. Gene Ontology annotation, biological process: defense response to other organism. The record is from RefSeq and is a predicted model, not a curated record. The transcript has a single exon.
UCGUACUAUAUACAUCUUCCAUCAAUCAUUUUCUUAUAUAUCAAACCAAUUAAUUUUCAAAACCUUCAGAAAAACAAACCAAUCUUGCAAUCAUUUCUGAAUAAUAUGAUGGUUGAAGCCAUUGCUGGCGCUGUCGCGACUGCGCUGAUUCAAAAGCUACUCGCCAGUGACUUGAUGAAUUUUGCUCGAUCUCAAGGAAUCGAGUCUCAGCUGAAAAAGUGGAAGGAAACUUUGCCCGUGAUCCAAGCUGUGCUUGCUGAUGCAGCCCAGAAGCAAAUUACACAAAAAUCUGUUGAAUUGUGGCUGGUUGAGCUACAGGAGUUGGUAUACGACAUUGAAGAUGUACUUGAUGAUAUCGCCACUGAAGCUAAGAAGCGGAACUUGCAAGAAGAAUCUAGUAAGGUACUGAAGAUGAUCCCAACUCCUCAUGACAUCAUGUAUCGUCGUAAGAUGAGACCCAAGCUAGAUGAGAUCACCACUAGAUUGACACAUCUUUUUGAGCAGAGAGAGGGUCUGGGUUUAAAAGUGAAUGGUGAAACAUCAACUAGAACAAAUAAAGCAGUAGAGGAAACUACUUCACUGCUGCCUGAUGUGUCUGAAAUAUUGGGUCGGCAAGGAGACAAAGAAGUAUUGUUGGGGAAGCUGUUGGGAGAUGAAGGAGGAGCAUCCGGGAUCAGCAUUGUGUCAAUAGUUGGCAUGGGCGGGAUUGGAAAAACAACUCUUGCAAAACUUUUAUACAACGACCAGAAGGUGAAGGAUCACUUUGAACUCAGAGCAUGGGUUUGUGUUUCUGAUGAGUUCGAUGUAUUCAAUAUUAGUAAGCAAAUUUAUCAUGCUGUGGGUGGGUACAAACAAGAUCUUGACACUAUAGAUCGGCUUCAUGUAGCUCUAAAAGAAGAACUAUCAAAUAAAAGGUUCCUAUUAAUUCUGGAUGACGUUUGGAACGAAGACCACAAGAAAUGGGAAGCCCUCAAACAGCCACUAGUAGGGGCACCUGGAAGUAAAGUUAUCGUGACAACCCGGAACACCAUGGUUGCAUCGGUGAUGAAAUCAAUGCAACCUCACAAUCUGGGGGUUUUGUCAGAUGAGACUGCUUUGUCUUUGUUUGCUCAGUAUGCACUUGAAGAACCAAACUUUGACAAACAUCCAUCCCUUUCUAUGAUUGCUCGAGGUAUCGUUAAGAAGUGUGGUGGUUUGCCUCUGGCUUUGGUAACAAUUGGGAGGGUCUUGAACACGAAAGGAAGUGAUGUUGUUGAAUGGGAGGCGUUGCUGAAGAGCAAGAUAUGGAGUUCAGAGGACGGAAGUGGUAUACUUCCUGCACUCAAGCUGAGCUACUAUCAUCUCCCUUCACAUCUAAAGCAAGUCUUUGCAUAUUGCUCCUUGUAUCCAAAAGACCACCAGUUUGAUAAGAACAAACUCGUCCUAAAGUGGAUGGCACAAGGGUUUCUAUCCCAUACAAGAGGCGACAAAUCAAUGGAGAUUUUGGGUCAUGGGUAUUUUGAAGAGCUGCGGUUAAGGUGUUUUUUUCAGCCUUCAACGAAUGACAAAUCACGAUACACAAUGCAUGACUUGAUAAAUGACUUGGCCAAAAGCGUUGCAGGAAAGUUUUUCUUUAUGUUGGAUGGUAAGGUUGAUACAAAUGGUAGGAACGAAGACUUUGAGAAGUUUCGUCACUUUUCAUUCAUAGGUGAACGAGAUGCAGAAUAUAGUAAGUUUAAAGAACUACAUAGAGCUAGAUGCCUGCGAACAUUUUUACCUGUUGGUGGAAGAAGAUUCAAUAAAUUGGACAAUGUUCUUGUCAAAUCACUUACUCAAUUACAGUUCCUCAGGGUGUUGAGCUUAGCUCGUCAUUCAAUAAGAGAGGUACCAGAAUCCAUUGGUAAUCUUAAGCAUUUGCGAUACCUUAAUUUUUCUGGAACGAGCAUCAAACAGUUGCCAAAACAAGUCGGUAAACUUCAUAAUCUUCAAAGUUUGUUGCUUCGUGAUUGUGAUAUAUUAUGUAGGUUGCCAGACACUUUAGUAAUGCUGAAAAACCUGCGACACCUUGACAUGACUAAUACUCCGUCAUUGAAGAAGACGCCUCUAGGGAUUGGUGGCUUGACGAGUCUCCAAACAUUAUCUAAGGUUUGUAUCAAAAGAGGUAACAGGUUUAAAAUAUCUGAGCUAAAGGGCCUGUCAGAUCUCCAAGGUAAACUUUCCAUUAAGGGGUUGGAGAAAGUGACAGAUCCGAUUGAAGCAAAGGAUGCCAAUUUACAGCAAAAGAAGGGCCUUGAUGAUUUGGAAUUGGAAUGGAGCGAUGUCUUUGACGAUUCUCGGGAUCUAGUUAUUGAAUAUGAAGUACUUGAAAGGCUAAGGCCUCCCCCCCAGUUGAAGAAGAAACUGAGCAUUUCUUUCUAUGGGGGAAAGCAAUUUCCUAGUUGGUUUGGGAAUCCCGCAUCAUUUGAUGAGUUAUCAGAACUUAUGUUAAGAGGUUGUAAAAACUGCAUAGAUUUAAUGCUUGGGCAUCUAAGUUCACUUCGGAAGUUGCGUUUGGGUAACAUGAAAGCGAUGAAGACGGUGGUUUUUGAGCUACUAGCACCUACUACUAAACCGUUUCAUGCAUUUCCAUCACUUGAAUAUUUGGAGGUUGAUGAUAUGCAAAGCCUGGAGAUAUGGUCGACUAGCGGUGGUGACGAUGUCGAGACUCCUCCAUCGUUUCCUAGUCUUUGUGCAAUUACAAUUAAAGGCUGUCCGAAACUUGGUAAGGUAUCAUUCGGAUUGAUACCGUCAGUUAAGGAAUUAACUGUAGAAAGAUCCCCUGAAGCUGUGUUGAGAGACUUGGUUGGUGUGUCUUCGUCAAUCCGAACAUUGAAGUUGGAGGCAAUUAAAGGACUGACUCAACUGGACAGAGAAGUCUUGAAACAUCUUGGGGCAGUCGAAGAUCUACGCAUCAUGAAUUGUCAAGAAUUGAGAUACCUGUGGGAAUCAGAAUCGGAAGCAUGCAGGUUUCUUGGGAGUUUACAGAAGUUGUAUGUAUAUAAGUGUUCAAAGUUGGAAUCAAUUAACAAGCAGGGAGAGAAAGAGGUGGUUAAUGUGGGGAGUAACAUCAUUAUGGGAUCUCUUAGACAAGUUACUCUUUGUCAUUGUGAUUCACUAAAGAGUUACUGCUGUCCAAAUAGUGUUGAGAUGUUGGAUAUAUGGUAUUGUGAUUCUUUGACAUCACUAAGCUUCUCUAAAUUGCAGGAUAAU